Messenger RNA from Syzygium oleosum, 617 nucleotides. RefSeq lists its product as uncharacterized. Lineage: Eukaryota; Viridiplantae; Streptophyta; Magnoliopsida; Myrtales; Myrtaceae. The transcript is spliced from 3 exons. Bases 51 to 356 code for a protein of 101 amino acids. The record is from RefSeq and is a predicted model, not a curated record.
CGGCUCUGCAAAUGCCCCCGGGUUUAGGGAGGUUUUGGGGCUGAAGAAAAAUGGCAGCUUCCGUCGCCGGAAGAUCCGCAUUCCUCCGCGCCAUCUCGAGAGCCACGGCGAGGACAGCUAGCUCGACGCUCCGAGGAACGGUUUCCGCAUCGCCUCGUCCUUCGGGUUGUCCCCGUUUCGCGCUUCCUCGGACUCGGAUUUCUCCUCCCCUGUCGUUCAGGUUGAUGCGGCGGGAGCUGAGCUCCCUCCUUCCCGUCCACAGCGCCAUCGCUUCCGCUUGCCUUGUUUCGAAGCUCCCCAGCGAGGUCAACUCUUCCGCUGAAGGUAGGUUCGCUAACUAUCUGAGUCCCAUCUGAAGUUGGUGCCUGCUCAAAACGUAGAGAAUGGCUCUCACUUCUUCGGAGCUGCUGGGUAAUUCAUUCGGCGGUCGGAAUAGGCUUCCCAAGAUUUUAUCUGUUCAUUCAACCAUUACUUUCAUAUUAGAGGGAUUUUGUUUUUUCUGUAGCAUUCUGUAUGGUGAGGAUGGAUUGGAAUUUUGUUUUUCCCAAAUAAAUACCAUAUGAGAUAUGUAAGUACACUGCGAGAAUCAAUGGGCAGUACUAAUGACUCGUUUAUAA